Aspergillus sclerotioniger CBS 115572 is the source of this 1949-nucleotide messenger RNA. RefSeq names its product L-glutamate gamma-semialdehyde dehydrogenase. Gene Ontology annotation, molecular function: L-glutamate gamma-semialdehyde dehydrogenase (NAD+) activity. Lineage: Eukaryota; Fungi; Ascomycota; Eurotiomycetes; Eurotiales; Aspergillaceae. Gene Ontology annotation, cellular component: mitochondrial matrix. The coding region runs from base 145 to 1878 and encodes 577 amino acids. The record is from RefSeq and is a predicted model, not a curated record. The transcript has 4 exons.
CGCCGAAAUUCGGCCUCUAAACCCGUCGCCUGUUCGGAUACAAUAGCGAGCCUGAAGCAUAAGAAGCAUGAUGUUCACCAUGAUCGUAUCCCUCAGAUCUGCGUCCAACUCACUCUUUUCGCAUUACCUCCCCCUAUACUCAAUAUGGCCUUUAAGCUCUCCAUGUCUCAACCAUCACCGAGCGUCCGCUCCUUAGGACGCCGUGUCGGAAGAAUUCCUGUCAUUAGAUCCAGGGGUGUUGCAACUUCACCUUUUCGUCUACCAGCUGCCAGGAAUGAGCCCAAUUUGGACUACACCAGGGGAUCCCCCGAAAGAGCGCAGGUCGAGAAGGCGUUGAAGCAGAUGAAGUCACAACUUCCACUUGAAAGCCAAUCUUUCAUCAGUGGCAAAGCUCUAUCGGUCUCGAAUUCGUUGCAACAACCUCUGCCCGCAGAACAUUCCACUACCUUCACCAACUAUCCUCUCAAUACCCCAGCGCAAAUUAACGAAGCAAUUGAAUCAGCACUGGCGGCCAAGGAGUCAUGGCAGAACACUCCUUUUGUUGAUCGGGCCGCUAUCUUUCUUAAAGCCGCGGAGCUUGUCGCGGGUAAAUACCGAUACGAGCUCAUCGCUGCUACAAUGUUGGGACAAGGGAAGAAUGUCUGGCAGGGUGAGAUUGACGCCGCUGCAGAACUGGCCGAUUUCUUUCGCCUGAACUGCAACUAUGCGGCCGAUAUCCUGGGGAAGCAGCCUGAUCGGGGCACUGAUGGGAUGUGGACGCGUGUCGAUUAUAGACCCAUGGAAGGAUUCAUCUAUGCCGUGUCGCCUUUCAACUUCACUGCAAUUGGUGGAAACCUGGUCAGUGGUCCAGCCCUUAUGGGCAACGUUGUGAUCUGGAAGCCUUCGCCUUCCAAUGUAUACGCAAGCUCGCUCGUCUACAAGAUUCUCCUCGAAGCUGGUUUACCUCCCAAUGUAAUCCAGUUCGUUACUGGCGACGCAGAGCAGAUAACGCAGACAGUACUCGGACACAGGGAGUUUGCGGGUCUCAACUUUACAGGUUCCUCGGAUGUCUUCCGUUCUUUGUAUGCUCAAGUCGGCGAGAACAUCGGCAAGAAGGUCUACCGGGACUAUCCUCGCCUGGUUGGUGAGACUAGUGGCAAGAACUUCCACUUGGUCCACCCCACUGCCGAUAUUGAUAGUGCUGUCUUCCACACUCUUCGAGGUGCAUUCGAGUAUCAAGGACAGAAGUGCUCAGCUACGUCUCGAUUGUAUCUCCCGGAGUCCCGGGCACAAGAGUUCCUGACCAAAUUGAAGUCUGAGAUCAACGAUAUCACAAUCGGGUCACCCGAGGAUAUGGGAGCCUUCAUGGGCCCGGUCAUUCACAAAGCGUCUUUUGAGAAGAUCAAGUCCAUCAUUGACGCCAGCAAUAAGGAUCGCUCAUUGGAGCUGAUUGCUGGUGGUACAUACGAUGGCUCAACCGGCUAUUUCGUCCACCCUACUGUGUACCGAGCCAAGGACAUCAACCAUGAUCUGUUCGACAAGGAAAUCUUUGGACCGGUGCUGGCAGUCUACGUCUACCCUGAUGCGGAGUGGUCCUCGACUCUCAAGAAGGUCGACCAGAGUGGCGGCGGGUUUGCCUUGACUGGAGCUGUAUUUGCAGCUGAUCGACGUGCUAUCCGUGAAGCCGAAGAUACCUUGCGGUACUCGGCUGGAAACUUCUAUAUUAAUUGCAAGACCACUGCGGCCUUGAUCGGACAACAGUCAUUUGGCGGCGGUCGCUCUAGUGGGACCAACGACAAGGCUGGCAGCGCCAAUGUUGUUCUGCGCUUUACCAGCCCCAGGACUAUCAAGGAGGAGUUCUUCCCCUUGAAUGGCUUCCGGUACCCAAGCAAUGAGUAAUGGAUGUAAUGGUUAUGGGCGUGCCAUGAUUCAAAAGGAGACUGGUGUUGGUGUACAUAUAGAAUUAGCAG